Molecule: messenger RNA, 1558 nt
Organism: Heterotrigona itama
Lineage: Eukaryota; Metazoa; Arthropoda; Insecta; Hymenoptera; Apidae
Source: the annotation of a GenBank genome assembly
AUGUUCCCAGCAUCUUUAACUCGCAAAUAUAAUAACUCGUGCACCAUCGCGAGACCUUGUCAAUUCGACAGCAUUUUACCUCACUACACACGUAUUUCGAUAUGCUUUCCGACAGAAACGUCCGUGUUGCCAUCAGCCUCGUCGGACCUGGACAAGAUCCAGCAGCCGGUCAAGGUCGUGCUCUCCAGCACUUGUCACCACGCCUACAACGCCUGCAAAAACGAUCCCGAGUGCAGGGUGUUGCUGGAACCGGUGUUGAACCACUGCGAGUCGACGAGCUGCGCGAAGAACGAGUGCAUGGAAGCGUUGCAGAAUUUCUACAAAUCUGCGAACCACAAGCACUCGGUCGAGAUCGCGUUCUGUCUGUGCAAGAAAACGGACGGGAAGAAAGACGAGUGUAUGAUCACGCAGGAGAAAAUGCACCCUGCGUGCGCGCAACGAGGCGAGGGGGAAAUACCGACCUGUCACAGCUUGGCAGAAACUUGCAAAGAGCACGAGGCAUGCAGAGCGAGGCUGGAGUACUACGAGCAAAACUGCGCGGUGGACAGCGUGACGAAGAAGUGUGCCGGUCCGACGGCCGAGUGCAGGAAAGCGAUGCUGGGAAUCCUUGGCACCGAGUUGCGGUCGAACUGCGCGUGCAAGGGCUCGGAGCUCACGCAACUUUACGACUGUUUGGGCUGGCAAAGACUCCUCUGGGUGAACCCUUGCGUCGUCGAGUCCCAGAAAGAUUAUCACGCGAGGAGGAAACAUCAUCAUUACACGAGGACCACGACGACGACUGUCUCGUCGACGCCCAAGUCACCGGUUAGCACGACGACGGUCACCGUGGUCGAACAAGUGGAGGAUAAUAAAAUACCGGAAGUGACGAGAUGGACGACUACAGAACCUACGGAAACUUGGGAAAUCACCACCAUCAGCAGUACCACCAUAAGUACCACUCCUAGCACUACCACUACCACCACUACUCCACCUCUUGUACCGCGAGGACGAGCCGGAAUGCUCGGAGCUGUGCCAGUGCGGCGAGGGUGAAGUUUUGAUCUGCAACACGAUCUGCGUGGACUCGUCGCCCUGCAAGACGGACUUUGCCUUCUACAAUCACGAGGCACCGGCGUAUCAGGCGCAUCGCGGGCCCUGCCUUUGCUACAGCGGCCGUUUCAUAUGCAUGCGGCCCUCGCCCGACGCUUACUCUAUACCGCACGGAGUUUUCAUGUUCCUGGGCUACAGCGAAAAGGACGAGAGCUUAUUACGACGCCACAAUAACCUCACCGUCCUGGACGCAGUGUCGUCCCUCGAUAACUUCAUGAGAGAAGAAGUUAAUAAUCAGAACGUGAUUGCAGUGGCGCGUCUCGGGACUGACAAUCCACCCUUAAAUAGCAGCCAAGCUCAAAGUCUGCAGCACCUUCUGCGCGUCAAGGUGAGUAAAUUGCAAAUAGCAACGACUCUCUAUCUUUCUCUGUCUACCUCGCCUCUACUACCCAAGUGCCGUGAAUUCGCAUCAAUUCUGAUCUUAUUUUCCAACGGCCAACUCCGCGCCCUCUCUCAACUCUUGCAGCCCUAG